Zingiber officinale is the source of this 2717-nucleotide messenger RNA. Its product is annotated as probable L-type lectin-domain containing receptor kinase S.7. The record is from RefSeq and is a predicted model, not a curated record. Lineage: Eukaryota; Viridiplantae; Streptophyta; Magnoliopsida; Zingiberales; Zingiberaceae. Gene Ontology annotation, cellular component: plasma membrane. Gene Ontology annotation, biological process: protein phosphorylation. The coding region runs from base 554 to 2575 and encodes 673 amino acids. The transcript has a single exon. Gene Ontology annotation, molecular function: protein kinase activity; carbohydrate binding; ATP binding.
GACAUUUUUUUACGUUGGAAAAGCAUAAAUUUAAUAUCUGAUUAUUUAAGUUUACGUGAUUGUAGAACAAAACAACUAAAAUUAUUAUUCUUCAGGCCCUGAAUAUUAUUAUUUGGAAAAUUUACUUUUACGGAGUAUGUUCCUUAAAAUUUUUCAGCUCUUACCCCAUGGAUCUUCAAAAACAACAAGUCACUUCUAGAUUCGUGCGUAUCCAACGCAAGAUCUUGUCGUGUCUCCAGCAGAUCUCCAAUUUUGACUCUCGUGUACCGACACACCGAAUCCAAUCCAUUUCCCGACCGUUGUAUACCCGCGGCUCAUAAACGCUCGAGUUUCUUCUCCGUUUUUUAUUGAAUGUUUCCUCCAGCUCUAUAACGUUACAAUCAUUCCACCAAAUUCAAACCCUAAAUCCAAAUGCACCAAACUCUUCUGCCUCGAUUUCUGAUCUCAUUUGCUUUCCAAUGUCGAUGAUCUUUUAUUGAUCUUACAAGUAGCACAGCACCGUAGUGAUUGAUUAUCAGCUUGUCAAAAAAUACAGCUUUUUUCAGUGUCAAUAAUGGCAGUACUCGAUCUCCCUGUUCUGUUCUUGAUCCUAGUUACGGCAGCUCCUCUUUUGCUGUGUCUUCCUCCUCCUUGUUCUUCUGCUUCAGUGAGCUUCGAUUUUGCCUCCUUUUCCUUCCUCAACCUCACUCUCCUCGGCGACUCCUUGCUCCGCAAUGGCACCAUCGGCCUCACGAAGGACACCGCCGUACCUUCCACCAGCGCCGGCGCCGCCAUCUGCACCCUUCCCAUCCCCUUCCGCCCUCUUUCUUCCUUCGCCACCAAAUUCUCUUUUUUCGUAUCCAACGCCGACGACGCCGGCGACGGCCUCACCUUCUUCCUCUCCCCCUCCAACGCCACGCUCGGCGCCGCCGGUGCCUACUUGGGGCUCUUCACGCCCUCCCCCGAAGCCAACCUCCUCAACGGCUCCGUCAUCGCCGUCGAGUUCGACGCCCGAUUGGACGCCGGCUUCGGCGACCCCAGCGCCAACCACGUCGGGCUCGACCUCGACGCCCCCGUCUCCGUCGCCGCCGUCGACCUGAGUCCUCACGGCAUCGAUCUCAAGAGCGGGCGGCUGAUCACCACGUGGAUCGAGUACCGGCAAAACGCCACCUUGCUCAAGGUUUGGCUCGGCUACUCCGCCGUCAAGCCCCAAGAUCCGAUUUUGAUCACCCCCAUCGACCUCUCCAAGCACUUCGCGGACCGCAUGUUCGCCGGCUUCUCGGCGUCCACGGAGGGCAGCACAGAGGCGUACACGAUCCAGGACUGGAGCUUCUCGGCUUCCGGUCCCUCCAUCAACCACACGCAAACUGUUCCCCAAAAUGCCUCUGCGAGCUCCUGGCGCGUGGUUUCCAUCGCCGACGCCCACAGCGGGCCUCAGAAAAGCCUCAGUUUGGGGCUUGCGGUCGUGGCACCUACCGCAGCCGGCGUCGUCUUUGCAUUUCUUGUUUGGGCCUCGGUCAGGAAGUGGAUGCAGAUGAAGGCCGACAAGGAGGAAUUCAAGUCGGAGUUCUUGACGGGCCCAAGAAAGUUCUCCUACAAGGAGCUGAGCGCCGCCACCAAAGGAUUCCAAAGCAGCAAGAUCCUCGGCAACGGAGCAUUCGGGACGGUGUACAAAGCCGUCCUCCCUGGAUCGGGGGGCACGACCGCUGCCGCAGUCAAGCGUUCGAAGCAAGCUCACGAUAGCAAAUCCGAGUUCCUGGGCGAGCUAUCCAUCAUCGCCCGUCUGAGACACAAGAAUCUAGUUCAACUCGAAGGCUGGUGCGUCGAGAAGAACGAGCUGCUGCUCGUCUACGAGUUUAUGCCCAACGGAAGCCUCGACAAACUCCUCCAUCGCGUGCACGAAUCGGGGCCGAUGUCGAUCCUCAAAUGGCCUCAGCGCUACCACGCCGCCGCCGGAAUCGCCUCGGUUCUGACCUACCUACACCAAGAAUGCGAGCAGCAGGUGAUUCACAGGGACAUCAAGACCAGCAACAUAAUGCUGGAUGCGAACUUCAAUCCCAGGCUCGGAGACUUCGGCCUGGCGAGGCUGAUGGACCACAACAAGAGCCCUGUUUCGACUCUCACUGCGGGGACGAUGGGCUACCUCGCGCCGGAGUACCUCCAGUACGGGAAAGCUACCGAUAAAACCGACGUCUUCAGUUACGGAGUCGUGCUGCUGGAGAUCUGCUGCGGGAGGCGGCCUAUCGACGCGAAAGACAGCAACGCCAAGGAGCAGAAGCUGGUGAACUUGGUGGAUUGGGUCUGGAAACUGUACUCGGAGGACAAGCUCAUCGAGGCCGCAGACAAGAAGCUGAAGGGGGAGUUCGACGAGAAAGAAAUGCUGAGGCUUCUUCUUGUGGGGUUGAGCUGUGCCAAUCCGAAUUGUGCUCAGAGGCCUACCAUGAGAAGGGUCCUUCAGAUUCUGAACUGCGAGGCAGAGCCAGUGGCGGUGCCGAAGACAAAGCCGCUGCUCAUGUUUGCCUCCACCGCCUCCUUCAACGUGCAGGACAUUGUUUCGGAGCUCGACGGGAGUGCGGUGGAUGUUUUCUUUGUUUAAUUUCAUUGAUUCAAUUGCUGUUGUAAAUUCAAAAGCUAUUCAAUUGUGUCUUGUUUACCUGAUGUGAAGUGUUAAAUUUCAAUGCAAGUAUAUGUAUUCUCAUUUCGAACGAAAUUAGGAAAGUCUAUCUUAAUUAGCAAAA